CUCCACUAGCUAGCUGCGACAGCACGCAACUUCACCUCCAUCACCCUACGCAAUUGAAAACCACAGUGUCUCAAUCGUCAAUUGCGCAAAAUGGAUCUUGAUCCGAUCCAGACAUCGUUACGCCGAUCCUCAUGCAAACGCGUGCGACCCACGAGUAGUACGGGUCCUGAAGCAGAAAAGAAUGGAAUACGAUUCUGGCCACGCGUGGUCAUUCCACGAAAGCGCCGAGCUGUCGAACAUUCGGACACAGGUACACCAGUGAGAGAAGAAAGCGCAAGAAGGAACGCAGCACAGUCGAGAGGCAGCUCAGCACAUAUCCAAGAAAGCUCCAACCCUUCUCCGGUCAUACAAAGGUCAACUGACACAGCAACGCUAUCCCACGAGGACCCAGUACCGGCAGACUGCUGUUACGUCUGCCGCAGACGCGGCGGCAAUUAUGCGUACACGUGCGUGUACGAAGUCGGAUCUGAGAUCUGUAAGCGCUGUACUAAAGAGAAGUACAAGUGCAGGCCAGCGACCGCUGCAGAAAUGGCCAAAGCCGAAGCACGAUGUCCGCAAUGCAAGAGGAGGGGUCUUACCAAUUGUUGGUACGAAGAUGGUAAGGCUUCAUGCGAGCCUUGCAUCAAAUGGAAGAAGCCAUGUGGUGCUUCCACCAAGCGGAAGCUCAUCACGCAGACCCGAUCCUUCCUGGGAACACCUACGUCGGAGCCUGAACAGCACGCGGCUAUUACAGCUGAUCAAGAGGUUGUGGAUGACAACGAGCUCCGUGGACCAACGAACGAAGUCUCUCGCCAUGCUUCCUCGCCUGCGCCUCCAAGGACUACUCUACCCUCUCGCUCAAGAAGAACUAACAGACAGAGCACCGCCACAACCGCGACCCCUUUCGAAAGCGACGCCGAACAGGCGUCGAUCACACCUGAGCAGAUCACGUCCACCAAAGGCCAGGAGCCCGGUCAUGAUGGCUCCAAGCGCAAGAGCAUAACAAGCACUCGCCCCUCCCAUACUGUGAUCACGAAGGAUGGGCAGGACGACAACAGGACAACAUCAAAGCGUGUGGCAGCACUUCUCAAUAGUGGCCUAGUACGCGGCUCUCGGAGGACUUCCAUACGUAACAAUACUGCAACUUUGCGUCACGCUGCACAAGAAGCUACUCCGGAUGAUUCAGCUGAAGAAGGGACUGAUCUACCCAUCGUCGAUGUUGAAAUGGAAGAUGAAGAAUCAGCUGAUUUGCAACUCAUCACUGAGAGUAACAAUGUUGCACCACUGUCUCCUCAUGCAAUCGUUGAGUCCGAGGCAGGGGACAUGGAUACAGUGCAUGCCUUGUUGUCGGACAUAGAGGACUCGGACGCUGAGGUUAUAGACCCACCGCGACGUCGCGUCCCCGCAGCAGAUACACAGACAUCACGCCCACGCCGCAGCCGUGGCAGACCUUCGUAUGUCGAACUCAUUCCCAGCGAUGUUUCCGACCAGGAGCCUGAAGAGGAGGAUGAUGAUGAUGAGGAGAUGUGGAACCCUGAAGCAGAUGAAGAAAGCGAAGUCGAUGAUGAUGAAGAAAGCGAAGUCGACGAUGCCGAAGAAUUCGAUGCAGCUGCUGAGACAUCGGCGGAUGAAGAUGGAGACGAAGAAGACAUCGAACCAGAAUUGGCGACUACAUCGCGACGAAGGUCACAACCUAGUUCGACAUCAGCUCCAAAGCAGGGAAAAGGCAUCGAUCUUAGCCUUCCGCCGUUGAACGACAUCCACGAUAUCACUGCAGACAUGGCAUCCAGGGCCGUAGGGCUUGGCCUGUGUGACGCGAUACGAAAGCUGGAAGGGCGACCGAUUAACGUCGCCACGAUGUGCUCAGGCACAGAGUCUCCGCUUCUUUUUCUGCAGAUGUUGUCAGAAGCGCUCGACUCAACGGGCGAGAUACCUUUGCACGUCAAGCACCAUUUCAGCGCCGAAAUCGAUGCAACCAAACAAGCAUACAUUGAACGCAACUUUCACCCACCCAUCCUCUUCCGAGACGUUCGACAACUAGGUGACGAAGCUGCUACGACAGCAACCACAGCCUAUGGUGCAGAAGAGCCAAUUCCAGGCCUUUUAGACAUUCUCAUUGCUGGAUUCGUGUGCAAAGAUCUGUCUUCUUUGAAUAGCAGGAAGAAGACUGUAGACGAUCAAGGCGAGACCGGCGAUACCUGGAGGGCGAUCUAUUACUACGUCAAGCGCUUCCAGCCCAGUAUCGUUCUGUUGGAGAAUGUCAGGAGCGACAAGAACCUUUGGAACGACGUAGUUUCUAGGUGGUCAAGAAUUGGCUACGAGGCCGCUUGGGUGUAUUGCGACACCAAGAACUACUAUCUGCCACAGACUCGCGAAAGGAUGUACAUGAUUGCUAUUAACCGCAAAUUAUACGGCCAAAACGUCAGCGAGGCUGUCACACAGUGGCAGUCAACCAUGGAAAAGCUCCAGCGUCAGUGUAGCAGUCCCUACGAAGCCUUCCUUGUCGACCUACCAGUCAGCGUGAUUGACCACUCUACAAUGUCCUCUGAACCAGACUGGAGCCUCUGCAAAUUGAGGUACGAUCAGAUCCGCUCCGAACAAGGGCUAGGAACUCGGCGUCCGAUCACACAAUGGAGCGAGAAUGGAACUCUACACCCACCCGACUACGCCAAUCGCAGGUGGUAUGACUCUCAAUCGUCAAGGGUUUACGACGCCAUAGAUGUUGCUCACCUACAGGCUGCACAGGAGGGCCAUGAUUCCAUGUACAAGAUGAAAAUUUGGGACGUAAGCCAGAAUGUCGACCGCUUCAAGGCGGGUAUGGGUCUGAUGCCUUGCAUUACUCCAGGCGGCUGCGAUUUUGGCAGCAACCGUCAAGACGCAUUGAAUGGCAGUCAAACUCUGGUGCUGCAAGGCAUGCCCCUUGACAAACUCCACUUCGCGGGCGAGACUCAAAGGGAAUGCCAGGACCUUGCAGGAAACGCAAUGUCUACAACUGUCAUCGGAGCAUCCCUUAUUUCGGCGAUCAUUCACGGUUACAAGGCAUUCCGAACAGACACUUCUGCAGACGCCCUGGACUCGAGUUCCCAAACGAAGCCUCCAACGCAAAACCGUCUUGUUCGAGCCAGUGCAAUGGCGGAGCACAAGCCUCAUCCGACAGAUCCUGAAGACCUUGAUAUUGUACAGCUCCUCGAUGAAGCAAGGCUUGCCUCACGGCUGUGCCAUUGUGAGGGUGAUCAGCAGAUAUCCGAGAUGGUCAUUAAAAUCUGUUCAGGGUGCGGACACACUGCUUGCUCCUUGUGCGCAUCGAACCCAAGGCACCAAUAUGUUGACAGUAUCCCGAAAGAUGUUCGAAAACAGACACCGAACGAGUUUGAGAGAUUUUGGAAAGCACGACUACCCUCACGCCUACAAUUGAGGGACGUCCCAAACCUGAACAGAUUCGUCUCUCAAUUGCAAGAGGAGAGCAACAACAACAAUGCGUACGUCAAGAGGAUCAUCGAAGUAGACAUUGGCUCGCGACAGUUCAGCCUGAGUGACUUCGUGCGGUGCGAUAAUGCGUGGAAGGUCGUGUACCGUUCCAACGAUGCAAGGAUGGAGCUCUCAGUCGGAGACAAAGCGCAAUGGCUACUAUUCGUUGAUUGUUCGCCCGAAGUAUCCGGCAACUCUAACGUACGCAAAGCGCUUGAGACCCCGGUCGCACGCGCCGUUAUUGAUGAUUCACUCUUGGACGUUGAGUGGGAAUGGUUCGUCCCGUCCAACCAGGAACAUUCCUUGCAUAUUCGUGGGUCUACUGAGCGCUCAAAGUCUUGGAGAAAUCGCCUUGGUCUGCCAGAUCAUCAGACGGAGACUGUACCGGCGCAAAUCCACGUGCACAGCAACGGCGAAGACACCAAACUUCUCGACGGUGAUUAUCAGCAUUUACCACAAUGCGGAACUGCCGAAUUCAGCCUGUACAAGAGGUCUGCUGAGCCCGUGCUCUAUUUGUUCCUUGACCCAAAUCCCAUCGGUGAGGCAAGGGAGGACAGUUUCGUCUUCAGCCGUGAUUGUAGCAGGAAGCAGUGGGGCGAGUCGCGAAUCAUCGUUGCACGAUUGAAUUCAGCCUGGCGACCAUGGCAGAUGAGCGAUGAAGACGAAGAACACGUCAUCGACGCAGUGCGUACCGGAUCGUGGAUGGCUGUGUCAACGAAACUGGCAACAUCGUUGCUUGCUCCUACAGCGAGCGUGCUGAUGCCUGGAACGCCUCUUACUGGUCUCAAAGACGAGUGCACCAACGCGGUGACUGUACUUGAUGUACGCGUCCCCGAACAACUGCCGAUUCAGAAGUUUUCCGAAUUUUCUUGGGCUCUAGAGCAGGUCAGAACCGCACCUUCGCUGGGAGACUGGCAAUCAAUCGAAGUCGACGCUCACAGCUGUUGCGCGUGUGCCCCGGCUUACCCUGAUCUCUUGUGGAGCGUGGAUAAUGCAGGAAAGGCUACGCCACACGAAGACCGCAAGGCAGCGGCUACGUUCGAGCGUGGAAUCAAAACUCGAUGUCCGGUGUUCCAUGUACAGCCAACGGUCAACAAAAACCAGACGCAUAUCGAAAUUGGCAUCAACAUCUUCUCGCUGGCGCAUCGUGCAAGAGGACGACUCGCUCGAUCUAUGGACAGCAGCGAGUCUAUAAGCACUGCCUGGAGACUCUUGACUGAUCAUGCAGACGUAGGGGCCGUGCGAUUUCCCAAAUUCCAUUUGCGUAGCAACGCAGCCGAUACCCCUUACUCGGGACCACUACGCCUCAAGAAUAAGUUACGUGGAGCCCAACCGCGAUCUCUAGCUUGGAUGCGAGCUCAGGAGACCGGCGCCUCGCUAAUCAUCACCGAGAUCGAAGAAGCCGUGGACCCUGGUCUUGGAUGGAGAGCAGAAGCUCUUGCCCAGACAUCGAUCGAGGUCCGGGGUGGUGUCCUCGCAGAUUUGCCAUCCUUUGGCAAGACGGUCACAACUAUUGCGUUAAUACAGAGCGAAUUCGAAGAGUUCUCGCCCAAAAUGAUACUCGACGAGAAUCGAUCAGCUACUGAACAGUUGCCGCAACUUAUCAACACUGCUGCUACGCUCAUCGUGUGUCCACCACAUAUCGCCAUACAGUGGCAGACAGAACUAGAGCUCUUCCUAGGCGAUGAGCAAUACGGAGAAUUUGACGUCCGCAUCAUCAGAGAUUUUGCGGAGCUCAAGCGUCUCACCGUCGAUGAUCUACAGCAAAGUCGAGUGGUCGUUGUAUCCUGGACUGUCCUCUCGGACGACGAUUACAUCUCGGAAUUAGCAUGGGCAACGGCUAUGCCUGAGCCCGCCAAUUCAAGUUGUCGAGCAUUUGAUGCAUGGAUGGAUGGCGUAAGCAGAGAGCUACCAAGUCAAGUCUCGAAGCUUCAGAGCAUGGAUCUAUCCGACUUCAAGCAAGCCACACGAGGCCUCCUCGAGCAACGUUUGCAACAACCUGAGUUUCAGGCGACACUACCACUGAGAUUGCAACACGGUAGCAACUAUCAGUCGUACGAGGCCAUGCAAGCUGCUGGUGGUCAGAAAAAGAGCAGCAAGCCUAAGCCUUCGCUGAAGCGGAAGUCGUCGGACUCGAAUAGCAAGAUUGUGCCUCUUCUGCAUAUGUUUCGAUUCAACCGUAUCGUGGUCGACGAGUACCACUACCUCAACGAUUACAAGAAGAUCAGGAAUAUGUUCACCGCAAUUAGCGUCAAGAAGAUUGCUGCCCACAAACGCUGGAUCCUCUCUGGAACCCCUGCCUUGGCGAACUUUACAGACAUCGACAACAUUGCAUCUUUCCUCGGCGUCAGGUUAGGCAGGUUUGCAGUAGGGUCUGGCAAACUGACUCCAUUGGAAGACUUUCUGGUCGAUGAUCAGACUGCUGUGGAACGCUUCUUAUCCAAGACUGAAGUCAUGUCACGUCAAUGGCACCAGGCUCGGCAUGAGCGGGCGCAAGAGUUCUUGGACCUUUUCGUCAGACAGAACGAAGCUUCGCUGGAGCACAUUCCCUGUCAUGAGGAACUACGAGCAGUCGAUCUUGACGUCGCACACCACGCAGUAUACCUGGAACUAUCACAGCAUUUAAUCUCUCAGCGAAUGCAAGUCAAGAGGCUCAGGAACAAAGCCGACUCCGAUAGAACCAGCAGACUGAACGCCAGCCUGAAUAAUUCCAAGACCGCAGAAGACGCUCUGCUGAAAGCAGCCCUGCUCUACGAGACUAGUGAAGGGGAGUCAGGUCUGGAGACGCUCGUCCAAAAACGAUCAGAGCAGCGUCGUGAGACCCAAGACGAGAUUUUGCGACUGAUGCGCGCAUUCGAAGGGCACAAGCGCACUGGCUUCAAGGGCCUCAAGCCUACUGAUCCGAAGAAGGCAGAAAAGGAGGAGAACACCGUUCCAAAGCUGUACGCUAGCUUUGUGCAAGAUAUCAAGAAGAACACCUGGCUUGGUGAUGGCGAUGCAACGAUGAAUGCAAGACGCCUGCUGAAGAGCGCGGAAGCGGAUCCUACCUCUGGAGGAUUGGAAGAGCUGAAGGAAGUUCCGAAAGAGAAAAAGAUCAAAGAGGCUAAGACAAUCAUGUCGCACCUGCGCGAAUCCUGUGUCGAGCUCGCAUUGCGAACAAGGUCGGAACGCUUCAUCACAACCGUUCAACAACUCCUGCAGCCGCUGUGCGAAGGCUCGGGGGAACCGAUCAAAUGCGAUGCUGAGGUGUGUCAGGGAGAAGCCACCGUCUCCGAGAUGUAUCUGGCCUCACAGUGCGGUCACCUCACCUGCGAACCCUGCAUCCUGGCGCGUGGCGACGACGAGAACUGCGUCGUGCCUGGGUGUAGUUGUACCGUUCAAGCCGUUAACUUGAUCAAAGCCACUGAUCUAGGCUCGACUAGGGAGAAGGUGGCUGGGCACAGCUUUGGCUGGAAGAUGAACAAUAUCGCAAAGCUGAUCACAAAACUUCCAAGUGGCGAUCAAGGCCUCGUCUUUGCGCCAAACGACGAAACGAUAGCGAUGCUAGGUGGGGUUCUUGAAUAUCACGACGUUCCGUAUUACACACCAAGCGGCUGCAACUCCCGCCAAGCGGCCAAGAUUAUCGAAGAGUUCAAAGCCAGCGCGAAUGAGGAUCUAGAAGACCGUCCGAAGGUCCUCUUGCUCAACUUGACUAGCGAGACCGCUGCAGGAGUCAACCUUACCAACGCGAAUCACAUAAUUUUCAUUUCGCCCUUGCUCGUCGAGAGUCAAUACAAGUAUGACUCGGCUAUGACCCAGGCCAUCGCACGAAGUCGACGAUACGGCCAAGAGAAGCAAGUGCACAUUUACCACUUCGCUGCGCUACGCACUAUCGAUGUCGACAUCUUCGAGCAUCGACACAAGCGCACCAACGGCAUUACAGCUGGCAAAUCGACCAUCCGCAUGCCAUCGAAGCCCCUACCAACGCGGGAGAAGACAAAGCUGGUGAAGAACAAGCAGGGCUCCAUGGCUCUGGUGCCUAUCUCAUGGCUUGCUGACGAGGAGGUGCGGAAGGAAUUGGGGGUGAAGGAGGAGCCGGAGAAGUUCACAUCGCUGAUCAACUUCUCUGAGACGUUUGAGGAUGGUGAGUAGUUGCUGCGCACAGUUAGGUUUUACACCUCGUUCUGCAUAAUGUGAGCUGGAACGGCACUCAGCGGUGCAUCCAUUUCUACUAUCACCAUCUUGGUCUUAAUUAUGUAUAAUAAUCUUACACCCAAAAU
Molecule: messenger RNA, 7706 nt
Organism: Macroventuria anomochaeta
Lineage: Eukaryota; Fungi; Ascomycota; Dothideomycetes; Pleosporales; Didymellaceae
Exons: 4
Coding region: 91-7578 (2495 amino acids)
Molecular function (GO): ATP binding; methyltransferase activity; ATP-dependent chromatin remodeler activity
Source: RefSeq, a predicted model, not a curated record